AUGGAAAAUAACGAGCAAAUUCCACCAGAGAAUCCGUUAGUUAUCCAGGGAACAAAUAAUUCUCUCACCUCGGACAUUAUUAAUAUAUCAAGUACAACAAGAUCUGGCGGUCGUUCUCCUAGACUCUCGCCUACUGCAGCAACAGAGCUCGACGAUCGUAUACGAAGACGAACACGGUCUUCUUCGAGAAAUGAUGCCGUGUCUGAAGGUUCUAGAGUAGUACAUCGUAGUCACACAAUAGCACACCCUGCUACUACGCAGGCGCGAUCUGAUUCAAAUCUGUAUUGGAUAGGAGAACUGGGUCAUGAAAGUGAACCUAAACAAAUGCCAUCUUUUCUUAAUAGAAGAAGAACCAUCAUGUCGGGAAAUGAUGCUGUUGAAAUGUCGAGCGUGCAUCGUGAAAGUUUUGCUACCGAGUCAGAAUUUAGUCCCUACACGGAAAAUGACAUUGACGAAUAUUAUAAUAUUGAUGAUAGUGAUACUGCUCAGUUAACUGCACAAAUUAUUAAUUCAGAAAGACCGAAAGAAAAAGCUGCAUCGUUAAUAGAAACUCGGGAUAAUCCCGAAUAUGAUAAUUCACUUAGACACACACGAAGUCUCGGAAGAAUGAGUCAGAUGCUUGCACGUGCUUCUUCGCGUGUCGUCAAUUUACAUAAUGUCCCACAAGAAAUAUUACAAAAAAGUGACAUAGAUUCGGUUAACCAUCCAACAAGAUCGUCCAGUAAGAAUAAUGAUCACAAUUCAUCAAAUUGGAGCAAUAAAGAAGGGAUGAGUGAAUUUAUAUUGAAUCAUAAUCUGGCUGCUCGUAGGUCUAAAGAAAAUUUUGAAAGAAAACAAAGUGUAGUAGUUACUCCGCAGAUUGAGUCUCCAUUAGUUGGAAGAUCUUUGUAUAUAUUUGGACCAACAAAUACAUUGAGAUUAAGACUUUAUCGAAUUUUAGAUCACCCUUGGACUGAAUCAAUUAUUUUGCUCUUAAUUUUUAUUAAUGUCGUUCUUUUGGUCGCUCAAGCAUGGGUACCAUUGGAUUAUGGUGGAAGAGAAACUACAUGGGGAAGAUCAUGGACUGAUUAUGGCUUACUGGUUAUUUUUUCAAUAUAUACAUUUGAAAUGGCAGCUCGAAUUAUAGUAUCUGGCCUAGUGAUAAAUCCCAAAUCCGAGAAUUCAAUGGAAGAGACUACGCAUGAAGCAAAUAAAACGUUUAAAAAUGUCCAAGAACUUCCUUCAUAUCUCUUAUCACAUGUCGCCAAAUCAAAGCAAUCACCACCAACUGCACCAGGCGCGUCAGAAUAUGAUCUAAAACGACAGCAGAGUGACGCCCAAAUGACCGACAGCGCCUUUCUUCGGCACAGUUUUAAUCGAAUUGAUUUAUUGGCUGUUGUCAGUUUUUGGAUUGAUUUCGGAUUGAGAUUUUCUGGCGUAUCGCAUUUCUUUCUAUUUAAAGCCUUGGGCACUUUUCGGAGUUUGAGAUUGUUAGCGUUGACAAGUGGAAGUUCGACCAUAUUACAAUCAUUGAAGAAGAGCGCGCCAUUACUUGUCAAUGUCGCGUUUUUUGUCUUCUUUUUCUUUAAUUUAUUUAGUAUUAUCGCUGUUCAAUCUUUCAAAGGGUCUUUUCGGCGGCAUUGUGUUUGGAUCGAUCCUGAGGAUCCGACAACAAAUUAUACUUUUUCUUUUUGUGGUGGACAUAUCGACAAUAAAACGUAUACUGCUGCCCCAUAUUACAAUUCUAAUUUCGAGCCCGUUCGUACAAAUGUUAAAGGAUAUAUAUGCCCUCAAGGACAAAUUUGUUUGGAAACUGAAAAUCCAUAUAAUGGAACUGUCAAAUUUGAUAAUGUAUUCUCUUCCAUGAUUCUUGUUUUUGUUAUAUCUUCCGUGCAAAGUUGGUCCGAUUUAAUGUAUAACACAAUGGAUUCGGAUUUCUAUGCAGCUUGUAUCUUCUUUAUUGUCGUGGCCUUGGUUCUGAAUUACUGGUUAAUUAACCUUUUCGUCGCUGUGAUUACUGAAAUGUUUGCCAAAAUCCGGGAGGAUAGUUCACAUUCGGCCUUUACAUUAUCAAAAACUACGCCUGUAUUAUCGGACGACGCGGAAGGUUGGACCCUUCAAGAAGGAAACAAAAUGGUCAAAGUUAAUUGGUUAACACGUUUCAUGAAUGAGACAAAAUAUCUGUGGAUAACUGCGAUAAUUAUUGAUUUGAUCAUUAUGCUGUUUCGAACUUCUACCUUAAAUGCUGAUGGCUUGACUGUUUUGUUGCGUGCUGAAUUAAUAUUCACAAUACUGUUUGCAAUUGAAAUCAUUUUGCGUUUUGGUGCCUCGUUACCCGACUAUCGCCAUUUCUUUCACUACAAAAAAAACGUGACGGAUUUUAUUUUGGUGGUUAUCACCUGUCUCAUUCAAAUACCAGGGAUUAGGGAUUCCAAUGCUUACCCUUAUUUGACUGUAUUUCAAAUUAUGCGUGUAUAUCGAGUCAUUAUUGCUUGGGCGCGUCUGAGGAAUCUUCUUAUGCGUGUUUUAGGUAGUGCUGUUGGUCUGGCUAAUUUGGUUUUCUUUAUUGUCUUGGUCAAUUUUAUUUCGGCUGUCAUAGGCGUCCAAUUAAUCCGCGGUGAUAUACCGAACAAUGAUGAUAACGGCAAUAGAAUAGAGAUGAGAUUCAGUGAUAUAUUUAAUAGUUUUGUUGCAUUGUAUCAGGUAUUUUCCGGUGAAAAUUGGAGUACCGUCUUAUACAAUGUCAUGUCAUUUGAAAAUAGCUGGCAUUCUUCGUUUAUAGCCGGAUUAUUCUUGAUCAUAUGGUUCGGUUUAUCCAAUUUUGUACUUCUUAAUAUGUUCAUUGCCAUCUUACAAGAAAAUUUCGAAACCGCCGAAGAAGAAAAACGUAAACACCAACUAAAAGCAUUUAUUCGAAAAGCGGAUCCAAAAGAGAAACAAGAAGAUAUUAUAGAUUCGUGGAAUAUUUACAGAUUCUUUAGAGCAAAACCGAAAUCUUUGGCUAUUGCAAAUAUUCCUUCUAAUUUGAUUUUGUCAACUCAAAAGAGUCGUGUUAGAGAAUUUUUGAAUGAUGAUUAUAAUAUUAUGGAGAAUCAGAAGUAUUCCAAACUUCGUCGGCGUCAGACUGGAAACGGGAUUUUGAGGCGAUUACAGCAAUUUUUACGACAUGGAAAUAAUGGAGAUGGGGAUGAACAUAUCGCUCUUACCGAUUAUCAUAGACGUAGCUCGGAAAUGGAUAAUUCUCAAGGAACUUUAGGAACCAAUGACUUGAAAAGUGACACAAUGAAUGAACGAUCUGUAGAAAUUGAACUUGAUGAAAUUCAAGAGCGUCGAGCCAUGAAAGCAGAUUUUAUAGCAGCACAUCCUAACUAUGACGAAUCACUCUGGUUUCUAUCACCUCGAAAUCGUAUCCGACACUAUUGUCAAUUACUUGUGCCUCCAAGCUACGGGGAACGAAUGUUUGGCACUGCUCCAUCUCCGACACUUAGCUUAUUAUUUAGCAUUACGAUUUUCUUAUGUAUCGUAGCAAGCGUCGUUGUUGCAGCAAUUACUCAUCCGGCUUAUCAAAAAAGAUAUUUUAUCCAAAUUGGAUCAGAAAACCGUAUCACUUGGUUCUGGAUUGUUGAUGCUGUUUUUACAGGCAUAUUCACCUUAGAAUUUUUGGUCAAAAUUAUCGCGGACGGUUUCCUUCUCACUCCGAAUGCAUAUCUUUUAAAUGUUUGGAACGUGUUAGAUUUUUUCGUCUUGGGCUCUUUUUAUGUUAAUCUCUUGGCGACACUGUUCCAUGCCACUAAUGUAUCACGAUCUGUGCGCGUUUUUAAAGCUUUGCGUGCAUUGAGAUUAAUUAAUUUGUCAAGUUCAAUCAAGGAAACAUUUUAUGCUAUAUUGAUUGCUGGCUUUCCACGAAUUUUAGAUGCUGCUCUAUUGUCUAUUAGUUUAAUUAUUCCGUUUGCCAUUUACGGACAAAAUAUUUUUUCGGGGUUACUGUUUUCGUGUAACGACAACGAUCCAUCAAUUAAAAGCAAAUUUAAUUGUACUGGCGAAUUUCAGGAUACACCGUAUUAUUGGACCAUUUGGGCUCCGAGAGUCUGGGCCAACCCUUAUGAAUGGAGUUUUGACAAUUUUAGAUCCGCGCUACUUAUACUUUUUGAGAUUCUCUCGGGAGAAGGAUGGAUCGACGUGAUGACUUCUGUCAUGGCAAUCAGCGGUCGUGAUCUUUCUCCGGUACAAGAUCAUUCAAAAUGGAAUGCGCUUUUUUUCAUGAUAUUUAAUAUGGCAGGAGCAGUUUUUGUGUUGACUCUUUUCAUUAGUGUUAUUAUUGAAAAUUUUAAGAGACGAUCAGGAUCUGCUUUUUUGACCUCGGAUCAAAAACGCUGGAUUGAUCUCAAGAAAUUACUAAAGCAAACUCGACCAUCCAAACGUCCUAAAGUUAGACCUCAGAAUUAUAUCAGGGCUUUUUGUUAUGAUCUUGUUAUUGAAAAGAAGGGUUGGCUAUCGAGAUUUAUGACGAUAGUUUAUAUCUUGCAUAUCUUGAAUCUUAUGACCGAAUAUCAAGAUUCACCGGCAUGGUUAGAUACUUUCAGAGAGGAUGCCUUCUUGGUAUUUAUUGCCAUCUACAUCAUUGAUAUCUGUAUCAAACUUGCCGGAUUCGGAUGGAAUGUCUUUCGCGAAAAUAGAUGGAAUUUAUUUGAUCUAUUUGUGGUUUCGGGUGCUGCGUUCACCACCAUUCCAGUGAAUGUCGAUGUCGCCAAAGGUGUACUGGAACAACUACAAAAGUUAUUUUUGGUGGCUAUUGCGUUUAAGUUAAUACAAAAGAGUGAUAGUCUUAAUCAACUUUUUAAGACAAUGGCUGCGAGUUUACCAUCGAUUUUUGAUUUGUUCGCUGUAUGGUUCGUAGUCUUUUGUGUGUACUCGCUUAUGUUUACGGAGAUUUUUGGAUUGACAAAAUUUGGUCGACAAGCCACACGAUAUGUAAAUUUUCGCGAUUUUCAAAAUGCUUUUCUUACAUUAAUAAGAAUGUCGACAGGUGAGGGUUGGAACACGAUCAUGCAUGAUUACGCUAUCGAAGCACCGCUCUGUGUUGAUUCACAUUCAUUUCUUAAUUCCGACUGUGGCAGUCGAACCUGGGCAUAUUUCCUAUUCAUAUCGUGGAACGUGCUAUCAAUGUACAUAUUCGCUUACAUGUUUAUCGUGGUGGUAGUCGACAAUUUCUCAUAUUGUUAUCAAAUCGCUGCCAAGUUCUCGUUGAAAGCUUGGGCUGCCGUCGAUGUUGGUGGAACGGGAUACAUCAAAAGUAAAGACUUUGCGAAAUUUUUCGGGAAAUUAUCCGGUUCUUUCGAUGUUAAAAUCUACGACGAUAAUUAUCAAAUACCGACUCUUUUGAAGAAUUCAUUGAAAACUGAAGAUGGAUCAAAUGUAGGAAUGUUGGGAAGUACUAGUAGUAGCAAACGACAUGGUGGAGACACACUGUCUAGUCACACAAUUGAUAUUGAUCGGCUUCAAAAAAAUCUGACUGAUCUUAACGUGUCUAAAGUACAUGAGCGUCGUCGUAUUUAUAAUUGUUUGUAUCAGGAAGCACUCUUAUCGGUAGAAAAAGACAGCAAGGACAAUGAAAAAGGAAUUUCAUUUGCAAAUAUGUUGAUAAUGCUAGCACAUUAUAAGCUAGUGGACGAUGACAAGUCCCUAAGAAUCGAUGAGCUUUUAAAACGCAAAGAAAAAAUGGAGAAAGUCAUCGACAAUGUCAACAAAGAUCGAGUAAUGUCAUUGCUGAAAACUAUUUAUUGGAGUGGCAAGUUCAAGGCACGAAAGGAAGAACAAUUGAAUGCUGCACGCAGUAGUGUUGGAACUGUAAUUGUUCCUCGUAUUACCGUUUAUGAUGAUUCCAACGCUCCACAACCACUAAGAAUCGCAACAAAUUUAAAUCGUGGUUCAAGUCUAUCAAGCCAAUUUGGAAAUUCUCCUAUUUCUCCACCUUCACCAAUGACACCAACUUCGGUAAGCACUGAUCUCUUGGACUAUUAUACUCAUGGCGAACGCAAUUCAACGGAUUACGCUGCUAGGAUGUCAGAUGAAUGUGAUGGAGGAGAAUUGUUCACGAGUGGAUGGAGAUCUAUUGAUGCGAACAAUGAAAUGGACGAUCAAACAGCCGAUUUGGUCUUGGAUACUUUACAGAGUAAUAUUUGGCAUGAUGUUCUACAAGCAGCCACACAAGAAAAUUCACAAUCAGAUCAAUAA
Molecule: messenger RNA, 6213 nt
Organism: Ambispora gerdemannii
Lineage: Eukaryota; Fungi; Glomeromycota; Glomeromycetes; Archaeosporales; Ambisporaceae
Source: the annotation of a GenBank genome assembly